This is a messenger RNA of Oppiella nova, 401 nucleotides long. The record is from the annotation of a GenBank genome assembly. Lineage: Eukaryota; Metazoa; Arthropoda; Arachnida; Sarcoptiformes; Oppiidae.
CGUACGUGGUUUUAUCUCAAUCAACUAAACAGUUUGACCAUGGUAAUCAAAUCAUGAGUAGUUUUAAUUCAAGCAAUAUAAAAAGUGCCGAUUCUUGUUUGAGCAAACUACCUUGCAAACUAAUUUCUAAACAAUAUAUUGAUUCAGAAGUUUGUUUCCUUUAUGAUAUGAUUGAUUGCAUCAAGCGAGAAUAUGGCAUUUGUAGUCAAUCGGACCAGGAUGACUUGGAAACACAUUUUGAUUAUUUGAUAAUAUACGCUGGGGACUCAGUAACUAAAUACCCACGAAGUUGGUGCAAGGACCAUGGGCAAACCGUUUCGCGUAGACUAACAUAUCGAGCCAUUUGCCGACAAAAGGGUUCGCAAAGGGUCUCCAAUAGGUCUCCAAUAGGUCUCCAAUAG